AUGUCAAAAGAAUAUAGUCCUCCAACUGGUGCACCAGCUUCGUGGGGUAAUGGCCAACAACAACAAGGUUACACUCCUCAAGGUCAACCAAAUUAUAAUAAUCAACAACAAGAUAGAGGGUAUGGCGGUUACCAACAACAACAACAAGGAUACGGUGGUCCUCCUCCUCCUCAAGGUGGUUAUUAUCAACAACAAGGUUAUCAACAACAACAAAAUUAUGGACCUCCUCAAGGUGGUUAUUACCAACAACAACAACCAGUAUAUGUUCAACAACAACCCCAAAGAAAUGAUGAUUGUUUAAUGGCUUGUUUAGGUGCCAUGUGUAUCUGUUGUACCUUGGAUAUGCUUUUCUAG
Messenger RNA from Scheffersomyces coipomensis, 354 nucleotides. RefSeq lists its product as uncharacterized. The transcript has a single exon. Bases 1 to 354 code for a protein of 117 amino acids. NCBI's taxonomy places the organism in Eukaryota, Fungi, Ascomycota, Pichiomycetes, Serinales, Debaryomycetaceae. The record is from RefSeq and is a predicted model, not a curated record.